Mesorhabditis spiculigera is the source of this 201-nucleotide messenger RNA. The record is from the annotation of a GenBank genome assembly. Lineage: Eukaryota; Metazoa; Nematoda; Chromadorea; Rhabditida; Rhabditidae.
AUGGCCACGAUAAAUACGAUAAAACGAUACCUGGCGCUAUGCCUCUGGAACGACGUGGCAAAGUAUCAAGAAUUGGAUGUGUUCUGCAACAACGAGCUGAUGGGCAAGGAUUUCUCGAUGAAGUUUAUCCGGAUGACGAGGUGGCGCCAAAAAGCCGCCGACGCCCCGCUCGAGUUAGAAUAUCGACAGCAUUUGGAUUUU